Messenger RNA from Callithrix jacchus (white-tufted-ear marmoset), 1303 nucleotides. The record is from RefSeq and is a predicted model, not a curated record. NCBI's taxonomy places the organism in Eukaryota, Metazoa, Chordata, Mammalia, Primates, Cebidae.
AUGAGAAGAAGCGGGCGAGCUCCAGCAACUAUUAUCCACUUCGCUCGCAUUACUCCCGCGCACUCGCAAAACGCGGACUGGACUCGUCCCCGGGCUGCAGUCGCCGCCGCCCGCCCGCCCCGGCUCAGCCUCGCGGGGCCCAGCCGGGCUGGGACUAAGGCUGGGGCCAGGGCCGGGGCGGCUCGGCGGCGGUCCGGAGCGCGGCGGCGUGGGGCGGCCGGAACCUGCACUUUCCCCCCGGGCCGCUGUCUCCUUGCCAACCGGGCGUUCGCGUGUUUGUUUUCACGUCUAAAAGGAACGAUACAAAGGUGGAAAACGAGUCUGACGAGCAGACAAAAGAGGGAGAAGGGCCGGAGAACAAAGUUGUCUGUUGGCCUCAGAGGUUACAAGGAGCCGACGGAGAAAGAAAAUAUUUAGGCAAUCUGUGCAAAAGCACGGUCUCUCCCAGGAGUUAUGUAAUUCUCAGAACGUUUGCCUCUGCCUUGAUUUCGGGCCAUCGGCGUAAUUCCCACAACUUCUUCCAACUGCAGAAUUAGUAAAGAUUUGAAAUGAAAGUUAGCCCCGGUCAGAGAGCCCUGUGCUUUGUACACAGCAGGUACUUAAUAAAUGUUUAUCACUCGUUCCAAAGAGAAUGUUUACAUAACUCUUUCUGAAGACACCUUAAACACGUAUUAGGCUUGUCAAGGAAAACUCCAAGUAUUCCCAAAGGAGCAUUUUUCUUAUUAUGUGCACUUAGAUGUCCUCUCUCGAGUAUGUACAGAGGUGUUUUCUGCUCCAACUUCCACAGGAAAAUUUAACUCUUGGUGCCAGAACAGCGACAGCUAUGGGUUAGCUUGUAUCUUCAUAAAUCUGCAUGACACCUUUCAUCCUAUUUCAGAGCUGCAUGUACACAGUUAACCCUCUUGAUAUACAUUCAAAGAAAUGUGAAACAAAACAAAAAUAUUAUAAACAUUAUAUUGAAUAAAUGUAACCAAUAAUAAUGUAAAACAGUCUAAUCCUAAAGUAGAAACGUUCCAUACUUUGUUCUCUUAAAAACUGGUGUCUAUCAUUUUACAAUGUUUUAAACGUUUGCAUUGUUACUAGUGUUUUAAAUAUUUGCAUUGUUAUUAAUCAUUUAGUAACAUUUUGAAAAGCAAGACUUCUUAAUCUUAGGCAAUGGCCCACUUGUACCAGUGCGGACUCAGUUUUCACGGAGAGAAAGCAUUUAAAAGCUGGCAGAAACAAUAUUUAAGGUUUUGUUAGGGCAUAGUUUUCCAAAAUUAUUUCAUUCUUCAGCUUUCCAUAAAAACUAUUUUGAUUCAUU